UGCGGGCUCCCCGGCUGGGCCGGAGCUUUCCCUUGGUUCCCUGCCCCGCGAAUAGCAGCGUGAUGGCCGCACUGACUGUCCCCGAGCCGCCGCAGGCCCAGCGGCCAGGCAGGCCGGGAGCCAGGCAGGCGGCACGUAGCCCGUGGGACGCCAGGAGAUUAUUUGCUCUGUGGACUCUGGAAGCUUCAGUGUAGCGGUGGGGCCCAGUGAAAAUCAGAAGGACACCUUAAAGCUGUUAAAACAUGGCCUCAAAAAGAGCCUUAGUGAUUCUGGCUAAAGGAGCAGAGGAGAUGGAAACGGUUAUCCCCACUGAUGUUAUGAGAAGGGCUGGAAUCAAGGUGACUAUUGCAGGUUUAACAGGAAAAGAUCCAGUGCAGUGUAGUCGAGAUGUCUUCAUUUGUCCUGAUGCCAGUUUAGAAGAUGCCAGAAAAGAGGGGCCUUAUGAUGUGGUGGUCCUGCCAGGUGGUAACCUAGGAGCUCAAAAUUUGUCCGAGUCUCCUGCUGUGAAAGACAUUUUAGUGGACCAGGAGAACAGAAAAGGCCUAAUUGCUGCUAUUUGUGCAGGUCCCACUGCCCUGAUGGCACAUGGGAUAGGGUUUGGGAGGAAAGUUACAACACACCCUUUGGCCAAAGAUAAAAUGAUGAAAGGAGAUCACUACAAGUACUCUGAAAGCCGUGUGGAAAAGGACGGGAACUUUCUCACCAGCCGUGGUCCUGGCACCAGCUUUGAGUUUGGCCUGGCUAUUGUUGAAGUACUGAUGGGGAAGGAAGUGGCUGAUCAAGUGAAGGCUCCUCUUAUAUUGAAAGAUUAGUACAAAAAUCUUGAUGAAGGGGAGGAGAGGGAGAACACAAACUGAGAUGGAAAGUUUCUUGUUUCUCUUCUUAAGAAUAACCAAAAAGCUAUGUUCUGCAUCAAAUCUAUUUGUGAGGUGAACUCGUUUAGCACAACAUUGAUGUGACUAGCAGUCACGUUUAUAUUAGGAACUGGAAUAAUUCACAGGCCAAUGGUUUUUGUUCUUAAAGAAGCUGACUUAAAUGGAUCUGGUAGCUAAUGAAACUUCUGCUCUAGAAAGAUCUGUGAAUGUAAACAAUAGUGUUAUCCGUUUAAUAGUUUUUGUUCAUCUGAUUCUGAAGCUUGUUUGCUUGCUUAAAUAAAAAGGAAAGGAAAUCUGUUAAAGUCGA
Molecule: messenger RNA, 1182 nt
Organism: Terrapene triunguis (Three-toed box turtle)
Lineage: Eukaryota; Metazoa; Chordata; Testudines; Emydidae
Gene: PARK7
Product: Parkinsonism associated deglycase
Exons: 7
Coding region: 243-812 (189 amino acids)
Biological process (GO): guanine deglycation, glyoxal removal; protein deglycation, glyoxal removal
Cellular component (GO): cytosol; nucleus
Molecular function (GO): protein deglycase activity
Source: RefSeq, a predicted model, not a curated record